CUCAAAAUCAGCUCAAGUUGGAUUGACGUGUCUCACUCUAGUUCUCAGCGGUUCUCAGCGUAUUCCAAAUGUUUCGCAUUGUUGCAGCAUCGACGCGUUCCCUGCUCUCCUCCUUUUCUUCUUCUUCUACUGCUGCUGCUGCUGCUGCUACUGCUGUGGCUGCUGUUGCACCACAAGCACGACGACCUUGCGUCUGGACUCAAACGCCGUGCGCUGUCGUCGUCCCACCGCAUCAUCGCGCACUGAGCACAAGCACCACACAUUCAGCACUCCAGUCGUCUUCAUCCACACAAAGCAGCAGCAACAGCAGCAUCAGAAUGAGCGCACCGGUCUACAUUAACACUGAGAACGCCCCUGCCGCCAUCGGCCCUUACUCCCAAGCCGUCGUCGCGAACGGACUCGUGUUCGUCUCGGGUCAGCUGCAUUCGGACCCCAAGACUGGCCAGCUUGUCACUGAGGGCUCUGUUGGCGACAAGACUCGCCUUGUCCUCCAGAACCUCAAGGCCAUCCUCGAGGCUUCCAACUCGAGCCUCGCUAACGUCGUCAAGUGCAACGUCUACCUCAAGGACAUGAACGACUUUGCCGCCAUGAACGAGGUCUACGCCGAAAUGUUUGGCACCACCCGUCCCGCCCGCGCCGCCGUCCAGGUCGCCUGCCUUCCCCGCAACGCCACUGUCGAGAUUGAGGCCACCGCCGUCGUCAACAAGUAACUGUUCUCAGGCGCUCAGGGGGUUUGUCGUUUUUUUUUUUGGUUGCUUGCGCAAAACAACCGGAGCAAGUUGCAAAUUUUUUUUUGGUGUCUUUGCUUUCUGGUUUUGUCAAGCAAUACAACGACGGAAUCCAAGGCUGCCACUUUCAGCGCCUGCUAGUACAUGUCAUUGACUGCUGCUUCUUCUGGCCUUGGAC
Messenger RNA from Capsaspora owczarzaki ATCC 30864, 906 nucleotides. RefSeq names its product endoribonuclease L-PSP. NCBI's taxonomy places the organism in Eukaryota, Filasterea, Ministeriida, Capsasporidae. The coding region runs from base 69 to 710 and encodes 213 amino acids. Gene Ontology annotation, cellular component: cytosol. The transcript is spliced from 4 exons. The record is from RefSeq and is a predicted model, not a curated record. Gene Ontology annotation, molecular function: deaminase activity.